AUGUCAUGUUUCACGGUGAAGUCCAACAACCUGUUCCUCUAUGGCACCGGCCAGGGUACAAUCGUAGUCCUCGACGCCGGCAACGAUCUCACCAAUCCGACACCCUGCUUCCGCGACUGGAAACCUCUUGCCACCGUUACAUGCCCAGUCAACGCCGCCGACGGCAGUACCACCAUUCCCUUAGCAUGCUGCACAAGAGCAAAACAGCUCUACUACGGUGAGCUGCAAUUGUUCGGGGUCGUGAUCGAAGGCCGGACGUUGAGAAAACUACAUACCGAUCUAUACAAUUCCCAGCUGUUGGUGAAUCGGGAAGGCUACCAGGUUCAGUACUACAACAGCGGCUCGAGUUCAAAGGCUCUGGUGGUGGGGACCAGCAAGCUCUCCAAGCUGAACGACAUGUUCGGUUGGUGGGAGUACGGAGUGACGCCGCCGCCGAUCAAGACGGUGUGGAACCGUUACGAUCGGAUCAACGGGGAAGUGGUGGUCGAUUUCGAGAAGCUGAGGAGGCGAUUGGUGGAGCGGACUCAGGAGAAGUGGCGUGUUGAAUCGCUAUUGGUGCAGAAGGAGGAGGUUGUCAAGGAGAAGGACGUGUUGAUUGAAGGGAUGAAGAGGGAGAUUGAGGGGUUGAAAGCGAGGCUGGAGAGUGGUGGCGAGUUGGAGGAGAUUAGGGGUCGUUUGGUGACUAAAGAAAAACAAGUGGACUACUUGAAGACCAUCAUUACUGCAUUGAUUUCUAGAAAUAAGCUAUUUUCUUAUUUCGAAUAA
Molecule: messenger RNA, 765 nt
Organism: Linum tenue
Lineage: Eukaryota; Viridiplantae; Streptophyta; Magnoliopsida; Malpighiales; Linaceae
Source: the annotation of a GenBank genome assembly